AUGGCGAAGAAAGCGCUCGCAAAAGAACAAAUCGUGAAGCUGAUCGUCGGCGCGGGCCAGGCCUCACCCUCACCGCCCGUCGGUCCAGCGCUGGGAAGUAAAGGUGUCAAGAGCAUGGAUUUCUGCAAGGAAUUCAACGCCCGCACCGCCCACUACAACCCAGGAACCCCCAUCCCCGCCCGCAUAACCGUCCGCCCCGACCGCUCCUUCUUCUUCUCGAUCCGCACCCCGCCCACGGCAACCCUCCUCCUCUCCGCCGCGGGCGUCGCGCCCACGAAGUCCAAAGUCCGCGGCGCGGGCAACGUUCCUGGCCCGACGAAGAACCAGGACGGACAGAAGGGGAAGACGAGUGCGAGUUCGCCGACGAACGGGAACGCUACGCUCGGGACGGUCGGGACGGUCAGCUUGAAGCAUGUUUAUGAGAUUGCGAGGAUUAAGAAGAGUGAGGGGAGACUGGCGGGGCUGGAGUUGGAGGGGAUUGCGAAGAGUGUUGUUGCGCAGGCGGCGAGUUUGGGGGUUGUGGUUGUGCCGUGA
Aaosphaeria arxii CBS 175.79 is the source of this 534-nucleotide messenger RNA. Its product is annotated as ribosomal protein L11. Gene Ontology annotation, molecular function: large ribosomal subunit rRNA binding; structural constituent of ribosome. The record is from RefSeq and is a predicted model, not a curated record. Bases 1 to 534 code for a protein of 177 amino acids. Gene Ontology annotation, cellular component: ribosome; mitochondrial large ribosomal subunit. NCBI's taxonomy places the organism in Eukaryota, Fungi, Ascomycota, Dothideomycetes, Pleosporales. Gene Ontology annotation, biological process: translation. The transcript is spliced from 2 exons.